UUUUUUUUUUUUCCAAAAUAAAAGCCACCGCUCGAGGCGCAUAUUUAGUUGUUUACUUCCGUGAAAAAAACAAACAAACAGCAAUUUAAUAUGUAUUGAAUAUUUACUUUUACAUGAACGAGAACAGCCCGCCCACAUGGAAUGACGUAACACGCGCGCGCCCUUUCGGCAGCUUGUUUGAAUAGGCUUCACGAGACGCCGUGAGAACUCAUCCGUGAGGGAGUUAGCCACGCUGCUAACUGUUCGCGAGACUUGAACAAAACGACCAGAAGUAAAAGUUGUAUUAUGGUGUGUCUUCUAGCAACAGAUCAUUUACAGAGACUGGAGUAAGUGUAAGAUUGUUUGGGGGCUCCACAUUCAAACAAUCAUGCUUGGUGGGGAGAGGUUCAUUGAGGCACUGUCACGGGUGGGUUAUCCGAACGCCUCCUCACUCAAAAGUUCAGAGUUUGAUUGGUUGUUCGACACUGCGCCGGCCAACCUACAUCUUUUACGCGUCUUCUGCCACCGCCUGAACCGCAACAAUGCCCUGACUCCAGAAGAAGUGCAGGCCUUUCGGGUGCUACGCGAGUCUGGGAAGCCUAUCUUGGAUGAAGCGACACUUGGGGAUCUGUUAAAAACAUGUGGGCCAACUGAUGUGGGUGGGUCACUCUCCUCACUUUGUGGGGAAGAGGAUGUUUCGGUGGAAGAUUUAGAGGCUGAACUUCAGGCCCUACGGAAAGAGAAGCAGCUGAAGUUGCGAAGACUUAAAAAGCUGCAGGUAUUUGCUUCCAGUCGAGGUUCAGACUCGUCUGCAGCGCUUGCUGUACUCCAGGAAGGUAGUGGUGCGAUGAAAGACGCCAGCUCUGCUCUUGCAGUUGAAAAUGCAGCCACAAAUGCUGCCUUGGAAAGUCUUGUAAAAGAGACCCAGAAGCUUGCUGGUUUCUUCCAUCCUGAGAAUUUGUCAGUGGAAAAAAAUAAUGAAACCACAGCAGUGCUGCUGUCCCAGCUUCCUCUGGAACCCUACCUCCAGCAGGAGGAGCAAAACACUAAAGCCUUGGCCUCCUACACCCAGCGUCAGUUCUUCCAGGGAAUCUCUGACAUGGUAGAGACCUCAACCUCCAAACGCUUCCAACUGACAGAGCUGAGCUGCUGCAGUGAGAUUGAGGAAGAGGAUGAUGAGAAACUUGUGGAAAGCAGGAGGAAGGAGAUGGCACGGCUGCAGUGGGCUCACAUUGUAGCGCAACACCAGUUGCUGAAGGAGCAAGCAGAGGAGCAUGGAGACCAAGCACUGAAGAACUGGCUCACUGAGCAACUCGGCAGCCAAAUGCAGACAAAGGGCUCUCUGCAGGCCUCCUGGCGUGAGCCUGCGCUGCACUCUGAGCUACUCUCUGUUCGGUCUGACCUUGAUGCUCUGAUGCGAGAGCCUGUCCGUUCUGCUCUGCGUGACAGCGCUCGCCUGCUGAACGUGCCUGUGGUGCGUGGUGACCUGGCACUUCAGAUCGCCAGGCAGAACUAUUACACAGCCAGACAGACCGAGGUCAGGGAUCAGCUCCUCCGACAGAAGGCAUCGUUUGAGGUGCUGCGGCUAGCGCAGGACACAGAGCUCAGAAGGGGUAGGAGGACUGUGACUCAACUGGAUGAGGUCAUCAGCAGGCUGGAGGGAAGAUCUCAGAGUGCAGCUCAGAGAGGGAACAUACUGACCCAGCCUGACCUGACCCAAACACCCUGCCUAGGAUCUAAUGCAAAACUGCAGGUCAUAACCUCUAAAGAUGUAGCCUUUAGCAGGCUGUUGCAGAUGCUGGAGCUGGGCAAGCUCUCCGAGUGUAAGGAUCCCCUCCUGACAUUCGGGAGAUUGGAAGCCGAAGCAUCCAGCUUGCAGAAAGAUCUGGUGUCUGUUCGUGAUGCUCUGGAAAGGGCAGCUCAGGAGCAGGGCUACAGCAGUGUGCGCCUACAGCAUGAUCGGGAUGCUCUAGAGCGCUUGGCCUAUUCGGAUAUCGUGCAGCCGCUCCUGAGGCCGCAGGUAUGUGCUACAGCCACACCUGCUCAGGAGCUCUGUCCUAAUGCACAGGAGGUGUCUGUUGUUCUGAGUGAGCUGGAAGAGAAGCAAAAGAAUCUGUACAAGCUUUUGCAGGACAUUGUAGGAGACGUGAGGACCAAAAGGGCUUGCCUAGAGCAGAGCGCCACCCUCAGACGAGAGAGAGAACUGUAUGUCUACUUUCACUUGGAUCCCACACUGCUCAACAAGGUUGUGCGUGAGAUGGAGGCCAGGGCUGGUCUUAAGUAGGCUGUGGAGCAGAUUGUACCUCUGACCCUACAGGAAAGGAGCUCUAAAGUUGAAGUCAGGGGAGAUCUGAUGCACUUUUGACUCGGAGCACGAACCGUAUGAAAACUACAUUUGUCUUAUGCCUUUUCUGGAUUCUGGACUGUCUUUGUGAUCUUUGACUGCAGAUCUACCUAAAAUCUCUGUAUAGUCAAAUAUCAUCAUUUCUUUGUACAUCUAAUUUUUAAAAAGUAAAUAAGAAACUUUUAAUAGACAGUUUAAUAAGAAACUUUUGUUAAUAAAAUGUAUUUGUGAUGUAUCUUCCUGCUACCUGUUUAUCUUCAUUAAACUGUAUAAAGAUUGUUCAUCUUAAACAGAAGUUAUGAGCUUAAAUGCCCACUUUGUUAAAGACAAUAAAUAUGGUAUUGUUUAAAAGAAACAAAAUGUGAUUUGUUUGUUAUAAAGUUGUCCAGGAUAAAUUCCUUAUUUGAAAUCGAAUAACAAAAGCAGUAUGUCGGUGACAAUCUGAUCAGUUUCACAUAGGCUGAAAGCCUUCUCUGAGCAGCAUUCUCAUCUGUGUUUGUUUUAGGACGGUUAGUGACGAAGGACAGAGGAGUAAGUGAGAUGGAGUACCAGACCUGUAGUCCUCUGUCUGCAGCUGCCCAGAUGGUCAUGGCUGCUCUGAGAGCUCAGUAUGCAGACAGAAUAGACAGGAGACCAUACAGUGAGUCAGGUUUAGAUGAUUAAUAAGUUUGUUUGGUUAUUCUAUAUAAUCAGUAUUAGAGAUUUAUGUUUCUGGCAUACACCCUUAUCCAGAGCAAUGUACAUUGUAUACAACUGAGGGUUGAGGGCCUUGCUCAGGGGCCCAGCAGUGGCAGCUUGGUGGAACUGGGAUUUAAUCGCAAGACCUUAUGAUUAGUAGGCAAAUGCCUUAACCACUAAGCCACCACAUCCCUGUGUCAUACUGGCUGAUGAUGGCUAUAAUUGUGGGUCACAUAUAACCGAGAAAACAUUUGAUCCUGGUACAAUUGGCAAAAAAUGUAAUCG
Molecule: messenger RNA, 3286 nt
Organism: Hemibagrus wyckioides
Lineage: Eukaryota; Metazoa; Chordata; Actinopteri; Siluriformes; Bagridae
Gene: haus3
Product: HAUS augmin-like complex, subunit 3
Exons: 6
Coding region: 368-2263 (631 amino acids)
Biological process (GO): spindle assembly; centrosome cycle
Cellular component (GO): HAUS complex; mitotic spindle; centrosome
Source: RefSeq, a predicted model, not a curated record